AUGGCUGUGCAUCAAACGACAAAGGACACCUUUGGCCCUGGAACAUUCGUUGAUCGCGACUUCAUUGGUGUGCCUGCCGAUGCGAGUAGGCUACUGAAACACCUGGCUGGUAUCACACCUGGCUUCACGACCGAGGAGGCUGCCCUGAAUGAUGUCGAAUUCUCUGGGGGGGAACUACCCAUCAUCCCAGGACCCUUGAAAUCGCAGGUCUUUUCCGCCGUUCUACAUGCCAUGAUCGGCAUUGUUGCCAAAGAGAUCAGCGCACUUAAAGGCAUCCAAACGGGUAAAAUUCACAUCGACACUGACAAGUGUGGUCUGUAUCCUGCCACCGUAGCCCUCGUCGACAUCGACGGUAAAGGACUCGGUGAUGUCAAGACCGAUGGCACCCUUACAAAAGCCAGUCUGGAUGUUGAUAAGGGCUGCGUCAGCAAGAAUCACAUGUAUAUUCGCUCGUGGGCCAUCUACCCAACUCGGGAUCCUCGCGUCUGGUAUCAGGUAAUGAGUAACCUCAACGCCCCAGCAUUUUUCAAGGCCUACGAUAUCGACGGAGAAGCCCCUGUUGGCACCAGAGAAGAGGCGUAUGAGCUGAUCAAAUCCACCAUCUCCAAGUAUUCAGCCGCCGAACUUGACAUUAAAAACAUGGAGAACGGAUUUUGCGGGCAGACUUGCUUCACACCACAACACUGGGCAGAAACGUCGAUGGGCAAGCGACUGGCUACGCAUCCUUUGAUCGACUACGCGCAGGUCAAGGGCACUUCGGCAUUGCCACCCGUACCCUUUCCACAGACUGGUGAUGCUCGCCCGUUGGCCGGCAUCAAGGUUGUUGAACUAGCCCGCGUGAUCGCUGGUCCAGCAAUGGGAGCGGCUCUUGCAGCCCUGGGUGCGGACGUCAUCAAAGUUCAAAGCCCCGACCUCCCCGAUCUGCAGGUACGAGGCGCUCUACGCUCUAUAAUUACAUCGAUCUGA
Messenger RNA from Alternaria infectoria, 966 nucleotides. RefSeq lists its product as uncharacterized. Lineage: Eukaryota; Fungi; Ascomycota; Dothideomycetes; Pleosporales; Pleosporaceae. The record is from RefSeq and is a predicted model, not a curated record. The transcript is spliced from 2 exons. The coding region runs from base 1 to 966 and encodes 321 amino acids. Gene Ontology annotation, molecular function: catalytic activity.